AUGGCGUUGCUUACACAGAACGUCAGUAUUGUGGUGGACACGACUACAGCAUUCCUCUGUCCGGACAAUUCAACCCCGCCAUGUCAGUGUAACGACACUUUCACAAAUGUCACGUGCACUGACGACACGUCACCGGCCUGGGCGGGACCACCCUACCCCAUGUGGCUAACCAUUCUCCUCGGAGCAAUGGCGGCUGUAGUCGUCUUAGUAACAGUUCUGGGAAAUAUUCUUGUGUUGAUCGCGUUUGCAGUGGAGCGAAGUAUCAGACAGCCGACGAACUACUUUAUCGCGUCGCUAGCGGUGUCUGAUCUCCUCAUCGGUACCUUUUCCAUGCCCUGUUUCACUCUGUACCUUUUACUAGGGUACUGGCCCCUUGGGGACAUCAUUUGCGAUCUCUGGCUGUCCCUGGAUUGGACAGUAUGUCUUGCAUCACAAUACACCGUAUUUUUCAUUACUGUAGAUAGAUUCUUUUCUGUAAAAAUUCCAGCUAAAUAUCGAAAUUGGCGAACGGAGAAAAAGGUGAUCAUAAUGAUAGCGUUUACUUGGAUAAUACCCUGUGCAGUUUUCUUCACUUCCAUCAUAGGAUGGCAGUACUUCGUGGGCGAGAGGACGGUGGACAAAUAUGAGUGUGAGGUACAAUUCAUGAGUGACCCAUUGUUUACAUUUCUGUUGACCAUUGGAUAUUAUUGGACAACUCUUUUUGUUAUGAUUGGAUUAUACACCGGUAUUUAUCGUGUAGCCCUCAGUCUACAGAAAAAGGCCGAGGCAAAGCAUAAGAAGAUGACAACUGCCAUGUCCCAUACAGCGCAUGAGAGCAAAAAGAAGGCACGCGCUGUAGACGCGGGAGCGGCCUCUCAAAACAGCCGCAAGAGAACUGAAAACAACAAUGCGAGACACCUCAGGGGUGUGGACACCACUAGCUUUACGAAACCUCCAGAGGAGGACAGAUCAAGUUCGCCCGCGUUUGCUUCGGAUGAAGAAAAUAGUAGCAGUCAGGAAGGCGCUUGUGGCUCCAGUAAAACUCCCCUUACUGGAAAACACGCGGAUGACGAUGAUGACGAUCAAACCUGUUUCGUCAACAGCGCUGUUCAAACAGAUACGACGUAUCGCCCUUCCCUCAAAGGCAUGCUGGGAGUAUCAUUUGGUCACGUGUCAAAAUUAGCCUUCUCCAUUACCGCUUCCAGUGUUACUCUGCCAAACGACCACGGAGAGGCGGAGGAAGAAUUGAAUACACCGCUUCCGGACGCUUUACCGCCAGCGUAUGAUACGGUAGUGAUUCCACCGGAAAAUAAUUACCCUAAAAAAGUGAACAACUCAAACUCGAUUAAUGAGUUAGCUGUUGAUGACGUCAUAAGUGGAUGUAAAUACAUUGACGAAGAUAGUUUGAAAUCUUUAGCGUCGGCAGAAAACAUUAAACUCUUAUCGGAUCCGGGAACAAAUAAUGAUUCUUCGGCCGACGAAGGAUCCUCUCCGAUUUGGAAACGCAGGGCAGAUAAGUACAUGCCAAUUCCGAUUCCUGCGAACUCCAAUAACACCAACAUGGAGGUUAUUGAAGAAGAUCAAACAAUGGAUACGGAUCUGGAACACAUGGCGCCAAACAACCUUCCAUCAAAUGGCAAGGCUGCUGUAACUGGCAAACCCCACCGGAAACCGUUAGAUUCAGUCCGGUCGAACGAUACUUCGGCUAGCUCGGAGCGUAGAUUUGGAAGUCCUUUCCAUGCAUUGGUAAAAUCUAUGCGUGAAAAGCAACUGAAGAGACAAAAGGCUGCAAGACAAAGAGAACAGAAGAAAUCAAAAUCGGAGAAUAGGGCACGAAAGGCCUUCCGGACUAUCACUUUUAUUUUAGGUGCGUAUGUACUCUGCUGGACUCCAUACCACGUGAUGGUUUUCAUUAUAGGUUUGUGUGGCGGUUAUGACUGUAUAAACAUCAAACUUUACCAGUUCACGUAUUGGCUGUGCUAUCUGAACAGUCCCGUCAACCCCUUCUGUUACGCCUUAGCCAAUCAGCAAUUUAAGAGAACAUUUCUCCGGAUCAUGCGUUUUGACUUCCAUAGAACGUAACGCUGGGUUACAAAUUAAGUUAGUAUUUAUUUAUAAAUAGACAACUAUUGGUUGAAAUAUAAUGAAAAUGUAAGUAAGGAAUUAUCUACGUUAAUGUUGUAUAUACAAAUAUGUUUAUUCAGAUAGACUAAUAGACCGAAACGACAAAUCUGUGACGUACAUUUUUAUAUAUACGAUGAUUAUGUACAGUCGAAACUCGUUAGUCCGGAACCAGUUAUCCGAAAAGAUAUCUUUCUAAAGGCUCCCAUUCGGGACCAGAAUGCUAAUGAGUGAAAAGUUAAGUUGCAAGCAGUCAUUCACGCACCUCGUCUUUUUCUUCCUUUAUUUUCCUAUCAUGGAUUUCGAUAAUCCGAAUAAUUCAUGAUCCGGAUGCUAAUAUCUGCUUUAUGAGUUCCCUUUGAGUAUCUGUGGCAGUGAUGUAGACAUUUGUUAUGGAUUAUUGCUAUUUUAUAACGUAUCCGGAUUAAUGGGUGUCCGCUGUAUCAAGUCACCGUAAUAUAGAGUGAACUGUAUUAUCAAGAUGUCUUCUUUUUUUUUUUAAUGUUUAGAAGAGAUAAGUCGUGCUGAUAAACUGUUUAUAUGCUGCGUGACUGGUAUUAAAAUGCUUUCCAUAACAUACCAGUUUCCCUACCAAGAUAAAUCAAGAAACAAAAAUCUAUAACAUGCUUCACAUGUAAAAUGACGUCAUCAUAAUCAAAGAAAGGGGAACUCCCUAUUACGACCACCUUGAGAGCGAGGUUUCUUUGUUGUCUAGUGCUUUUAUUCCAUUCAGUGCUUUCCUUGCAGGAGCCAUGAAAAACGUGAGAGCGAUAGGGAGUUCCGAUUCUCUUUGUUUUUAUCUUUUAUAUUGUACCAUCACGUGGAUAAUUGGUGUUUUAUUAUAUAUAUAUAUGUGUCUACAUAAAUAACAUUGUUGAGACUUCAAAGUGAAUCAUGAUCGUGUACAACAGAAACAAAACAGUUGGAUUUAUUUUAGAUAUCAUGAGUGUAAAAUUAGAGUAUUUAUUAAACCUAUUUCAGACGGCAUUUAAAAUAAAAACUUCGCACUGAAUAAGUGAUUGCGGUCAAAUCAAGCCAAAUAUUGAUAUUAUAUAUGUUAACUGCUUGAUUGUUGAAAAUAAAGACAAAAAAAUACUAGUUAUAAGAUUUUUCCGAUGAUAAAGUCAUCGAAAUUGAAUCUAUUCUGAGUGCCAUUGUUUACAUUUUAUGCGUGGUAAUGGUGACAACGCGUAACCAGUUUCAUCCUAUCUGGCCUAUCCUGUUGUAUAAAAGCGUAACAGAUAUCCUUUUUGUUCAGAAAUUUCUUCGUGUAUCAUUCAAAUCAGUCAUCAUUUAUAGUGCACAUUUUAGAUACGUCAUCAAUAACUGUGCACCUUCAGUUUAAAACUGUGAACAAAUUAUUAAAUGGAAAAAUAUUGUGUUUUUUUUUUUAUUAUUAUUAUUAUUAUUGUAUUUCAUUUUCGUAUUUAAUUGUCCUCGGAAUAUCGAGAUUCUACAGUAUAUUCGUCUGUCCUUUUUUUUAAGCAAAGCAUUAAACUGGUGUAUUUUCGAACCAUGUUUUAAUAUUUGUAACCAGGACCUUGAUAAGCUUACUCUCCCUCUCGAUUCCGCGGAAAAUCAAGUGCUACAUUUAAAAAAUUAUUUUUUGGUCUCAUUUGUAUAAUUCUUAACAUUUUUGCUGGCUAUUUACCUCUUUGAAAUUCGGAAUGUUAAGGACUAUCAGAUAUUUGUUAAAGAUUAUUUGAAUGGAAUCUAUUUACACAUAUUCCAAGCAUAAGGGACCAUAAACUUCAAGCGCACCGGAGGAGAAAGAUAGUUCUUUCCUAAUAAAUGUACAUGUAAUAGUAGCAUAAAUAAAGGGAAGCCGCAAUCGUUAUUAGUUCAACAGACGGAGAAAACUAUGUCGAUAUAUAUGUUAAUAGCCAGUUGCAUUUAAUCAAAUUCAACAAACAAAUAACUAGCACUUAGCAAUCUUAGAAAAUUACCGAGUCAAGCCAGAAUCUGUGAUACAUGUUUAGAUGUGAACUACAUGUAUGAAUUAUCUGUCGUUAUUACAUGUAAUGGAAUGGUAGAGCUAAUACUAGCUAUUACAACCUCAUAAAAUCAUAGUUCAUAAAUCAUUUUCUGUAAUAAUUCUGGUGUGUUUUCAAAUUACAAUGUUAACGUUGGUUUCAAAGGGUCCAUAACAUAUUUCAUUUCCUCCAAUUAUUUUGUCAAAAUAAUUUAAUUAAAAUUCUAAAAAUAAUUUCUCAAAUUAUACUUCAGUAAACAAAAUUGGUUUAUUUUCUUUAAUUAACUGAUAAUAUAUACUAUUUUCGUAUUUUUUUUUCUCAAUUUUAUUUUCUCUUUACUAACCAUUGAAAAUAUAAAUACCUAAAUUGGAAUAAUUCCUCGGCACAUGUUGUUUAUAAGAUUAGCAUUUGAAGAUGGCAGCUUUCAUUCUGUUCGGAAAAAGCUUGCGUUUCUACGUACAUGUACGUUGUUUGAUGUUCAAGUAUAUUGUUGUCUCGGAUAGCUCUAGAUCACAGCCGAAGUUACGUUGUCCAAUCGAUGUGUGUCACGUGUACACGAGAUUCACAUGUCGUUGGUCACGUGGUCAUGGGUCACGUGUCUGUUACGGUGUUGUUCAGUUGACUGUGACUGUGUUUAUAUGCAUUUGUUCCGUAUGGUGGCAUAUUUCUGCCAUCGUGU
Messenger RNA from Pecten maximus, 4752 nucleotides. Its product is annotated as muscarinic acetylcholine receptor M4-like. The coding region runs from base 1 to 2061 and encodes 686 amino acids. Gene Ontology annotation, molecular function: G protein-coupled acetylcholine receptor activity. Gene Ontology annotation, cellular component: plasma membrane. Gene Ontology annotation, biological process: adenylate cyclase-activating adrenergic receptor signaling pathway. The record is from RefSeq and is a predicted model, not a curated record. NCBI's taxonomy places the organism in Eukaryota, Metazoa, Mollusca, Bivalvia, Pectinida, Pectinidae. The transcript has a single exon.